This is a messenger RNA of Nicotiana tabacum (common tobacco), 1606 nucleotides long. Its product is annotated as UPF0481 protein At3g47200-like. Lineage: Eukaryota; Viridiplantae; Streptophyta; Magnoliopsida; Solanales; Solanaceae. The record is from RefSeq and is a predicted model, not a curated record.
UUGUACAUAGCAUCAAGUCUUGGUAUUUUCACCAUCAAAGGUUGUGGUGGCCAGUUUAGUAAAUACCUCUUCGCCAUUUACCAAAAGUCUCUGAUUCAAGCUCGGAUUGGAAUCAUCUUUGGUAGGAAGCACUAUACCUCCAAAGUGGAACUUAGUGGAGCGAAUUAAUCCGAAUUAAUUGGAACUAGACAUCGGGUGGUAUGUACGAAGAAAAAUGUCCUUAGAAUCUGAAAUGGUGGACAUCAUUACAAUCUCAAGACUACAAUCUAUACCAAGAAAGCGUCAAAUACCAAAAGUUCCAUUAUUCAUGAGAAUUGACAAUCAAAAUAGUGAUGACUAUGAUCCUAAAGUGGUUUCAUUGGGACCUUACCAUCAUGGAAAGCCAGAGCUCAAUUUUGUUGAAGAUUUCAAGCCUAAGUCUCUAGAAAUGUUCAUUCAUGGCAGUAAUAAAAAUCAAAAUUUUUUCCUCGAAAAAAUUCUCGAGGAGAUCGAGGAUGUUAGAAGUUGUUACCUCGAAGAAGUCACGAAUAAGUAUAACGACUAUGAUUUUGCUCGAAUGAUGCUCCUUGACGCAUGUUUUGUUCUAAAUGAUAUCGAGAUAGUAACAAGGUCUACACCAAAUUCUGCCUCUAAACAAACCAACACAAUCAAGCAUCUUGGUAUUGCAGUUUAUUUGAUCACUAGACGUGACCUAUAUUUGCUCGAAAAUCAGGUACCCUUUCGGAUUCUCAAGCUCUUGGUUACGUUGAGAUAUGGUGAUGAUGAAGGUAGUGAUCAAUAUUAUCCAUUUGAAAACAAAGUGAAAAGCUAUUGUUCUCAAAUGUUUUUUGAUAAGCAAGAGGACAACAUAGAAGAGAACGCGAUGAUGGAGAUAGAACCUCCUCACCUUCUUGAAGUUUUUCGACGAGUACUUGUCACUGGUAACGAUGAAGAAGUAAUUAAUGUCAAACAAUCGCGUUGUGAUUUCAUCUUUGAUUAUUUUCUUGAUCGUUUUAGAAAGAAUCAUGAACUAGUACACAAACCAGCAUUGCUCAUAAAUGUGUUUCGUUCAGUUAUGGAUUUAAAAUCAAAGGGCAUUCAUUUUAGGCCUAGUGGAAUUGAUUCUUUAAAAGGUGUAAGAUUUACAUCUCACUAUUACUAUGCAAAACUCAAAUUACCAUGUUGGUAUGUUUCAACAUACACUAAAGUAUUUUUCAUGAACAUGAUAGCUUAUGAAUUGUGCCCAAAUAGUCCUAAUGAUAGAGCUGUGGUAUCUUACAUAAAUUUCAUGAAAUCUCUCAUUAUUUCACCUAAUGAUGUGAAAGAACUAAGAGAAGAGAAGAUUAUAUUCAACACAUUGGGAAGUGAUGAAGAAGUUGUACAAGUUUACAAAGGAUUAAAGACUUAUGGGGCAGAUGAUCCUUUAAUUUUCAAGAAUGUGAAGAGGAAUAUUCAAGAACAUUAUAAUAGCAAAGGGAAGACUUGGAUUGCUGAAUUAAUAGAUACAUAUUUUAAUAGUCCAUGGUCUCUAACUGCUUUAGUUGUUACUAUUUUUCUUACUUUCUUGACUGUUGUUCAGACUUACUAUGGUAGCCCAUUUUAUCAUUCUCAUGAAGAGAAUAUGUGA